Messenger RNA from Coregonus clupeaformis (lake whitefish), 2319 nucleotides. RefSeq names its product WAP four-disulfide core domain protein 1-like. Gene Ontology annotation, molecular function: peptidase inhibitor activity. Gene Ontology annotation, cellular component: extracellular region. The transcript has 7 exons. Gene Ontology annotation, biological process: regulation of cell growth. The record is from RefSeq and is a predicted model, not a curated record. The coding region runs from base 502 to 1152 and encodes 216 amino acids. Lineage: Eukaryota; Metazoa; Chordata; Actinopteri; Salmoniformes; Salmonidae.
UCUCUCUCAGUCAUAGGCAGACAUGUGCUUGCCGUGCCAGCAGACUGAUUUAACCCUCUCCUCAGAAUAACUGAUGCACAGACAGCUGUCUUUCACUUCCCCUCCUUGACCCCCCUAACUAUCUCCCUCUUUCCUUUUCCCUCCACAGUAGCUCUAUUCAUUAUUUAUCCUCCUUUCCGUUCCUCUCUUCUUAUUCUCCCCUGCAGUUUUCCCUGCUCAGACAGCUAUAAAGAAUUGUCCUGUAGCAGAGCUUGUGUAAUUGCUGGCUUCACAGGCACAUGAGAACAGGAGCCCCUGCUUCAACACCGGCCCAAUAAGGAAUACCAAGCACUGGACUGAACAACACAGCAUUGGAGGGAAGGACAAAGCAAAAGACAUACAAAGAAAAACAGGCCACCUUUUCUAAACUCCAAGGAAGAAGGAUACAAUACGGAAUACAAGGAGUGUCAGAAGGAGAGAAGAAACAGUGUGAGGAGUACAGGAAGAGUUAAGUGUUAGACCAUGCCUGGCUGUCAUGUCCGGACACCGCUGGUGCUGGUGCUCUGCAUGCUGGUGCUGUCCUGUGGGUCAGGAGGCGCCCGACGGAUCAGGAAGAGAGGGCUUAACCAAAAGGACUAUGAGUAUCCGAACCAGCAGUCCCAGUCCACACAGCACCAGAAGAACGACCGCUGCCCACCCCCACCUCAGAUGCUACCGGAGCGGGCCUGUGAGGUGCCCGGCUGCCGCUCUGACUCAGAGUGUGAGCGCCACAAACGCUGCUGUUACAACGGCUGCAUCUACGCCUGUCUGGAGUCAGUGCAGCCCCCACCAGUGCUGGACUGGCUGGUUCAACCCAAGCCUCGGUGGCUGGGAGGGAAUGGCUGGCUUCUAGACGGUCCAGAGGAGGUACUGCAGGCGGAGGCAUGCAGCACCACAGAGGAUGGUGACGAGCCCCUUCACUGUCCCACGGGCUACGAGUGCCACAUCAUCAACCAAGGAAACCCCGCCGCUGGCAUCCCCAACAGGGGACAGUGCAUCAAGUCACGUGGUAACUCUGAUGGACGUCCCAUGAGGCAAAAGUCCUACAAGGACUAUAAAGAUUACUUGGGAACUGGAAGUAGCUCUAAUAAUGCAGUGGCCUAUGAGAAACACCACCACAAAAAUCUGGGAUGAGAUCAUCAGAUACCUCUCCACAGAACCUCAGCUAUCAGAGCCCAGAUACCAAACCUCUCCACUCAUCAACAGAACACAGCAGAACACAACCAAACCAGACCUGACCUGGUAACCUCACGGUGCUUUACAUUUCUCAUGUCUGGCCUGGGAAAAGGAUGAAAACAAGCCUACAUUUCCUACCUCUUCUCGAACUGGUAUACUCAUGAUCCAGGCAGGGUUAACACAUAAUACACUACUUUGAGAGAUUUACACACACACGGAAACGUGUUGUGAUUUAGUCAUGGGUAAGGAAUAAUGGCGUUAUGGUUGAAGCAGAGAAAGGUAUAAGACACAUUAAACGUCAAAGUACUUUUCUUUCCAUCUCAAACUGGGAAGAAAAAAAAAAACAUGACAUUAUUCUAUACACAAUUUCUAUAGAUCCACUGCAAAACACCCCACAACCAGACACACACCUGCCACCUAGGUAGCCCAAUUCUGAUCUUUCUCCCACUAAUUGGUCUUUUGACCAAUCAGAUCUGAAAAAUAUCUGUGAAAAGAUAUGCGAUUGCUCAGAACUAGUGUAAAAAAGAUCAGAAUUGGACUGCCUGUGUAAACCCAUUGAAUCCUAAUCUGAGGCCCAUUGAGGGCUGGUCAACAGGAAAUAAGAACCAUGUGCUGCUGUUGGCCCACUCACCCUUCAGGUGAGCAGGAUGAAGGUCCCAUAAACACACUGGAUUUAUAGUUAUCAGACCGAGACUUCAGCUUGAACAAAGCCUGUCUGUCAUGGUGGGAGAGCAAGCUGGGCCUUACACCAAACAGCAUGAUCACAUCAAUAUCAGCACAUGGAACAGUUUAAACUAUCGAAAGUUAAUCAAAUUGAUCCUAUUCCAUCCAGUAUUUUCAGUUAAAAAAUGCACAUUAGUAUAAUAAAAAGUGAGUGGUCAGGAGUCCACAUCAAAUAUCCAUGUCUGUAUUUUAGUACUAUAUGAAAUGGUGCUCAGUUCCAAGGCUGCCUCUUCUAACAGGACAAUAAGAUGGUCUACACACAAAGACUGAAUUCCACAACUAAUAAGCUAGAGGUAUGAACAAGAUCUAACCAUUCUCUGAGUGAAACAGUGAUAUCCAAAUGUUGUCAAACUGGUGCUGAAAUGUUGCCUUGUGUAUUCCAAAUAAACUGUAUGUUUGAGG